GAGAAUUUGCGCUUCGGAGCUGAUGCGGGGAAACAGCGGCCCCUGGGGGCGCUCUGAGGGGCCUCAUCCCCGGCAAAGCCGGACCAUCAAUACGGCUCUCCUGAGAAUAAAUCUGACAUUUUUAUCAGAGACGGGGACGGUGCUUAUGAUCCCUUAAGAAUUGCGAAAAAAUGUGUGCACGUCCUAAUUAUGUUAAUAGCAGGUCUAUUAUAAGUGUGGUAUGAAUUAUAUUAGGAAUCGUCGAUAUCUGAGGGGACUACAGCAGAAGGGAGCAGCGAGGGAGGCAGGCUGUCAGCUCGUGGGUCUGAGAAGCUGUCACACACACACAGAGAGAGAGAGAGAGAGAGAGAGAGAGAGAUAGAGAGAGAGAGAGAGAGAGAGAGAGAGAGAAGGGGUUAGGAGCGCAGGAGCACGCAUCUCCUCUCCAGAUGGUGUUUUAAACGCAGACAGAAGGGUCAUUAGACAGCACACCAGCUUCCAAAGCACUGACAACAAAACAACAAAAUAAACCAAAACGCGAGAUGGUUCACAGAAAACAGCCUCAGUGAGCUGCAGACACGAAUAAUGUUUUUAACGGAGCGGUUUUGCGCGUUCACUGUGAGGAGAGCUCGCGGAGAACAGUUACCGGAGUAUUAACGCGAAGACCUCCGAUACCCUCCGUCAACGAAUCGAUUAAGGAGAAGAGGACUUUUUGAAGGAUUUACCACAGACAACACGGUUUCCACCGCACUUCUGCUCGGUAAAAUCGGUUUAUCCGACACGGGGAAUCGUGGACAUCUAACGUCACUGUGGAAUACGAAUGUAAAGCGCAUCAUACGCGCGAUCCGGAUGGAAGGACUUUGUGAUUUUUUGGGGUGAAAUCCAAGCAAACUUUUUCGCCUCUCGGUGCAUUUUUAUGAAGAAAUUUGUAAAGGAACGUGAUACCAAAGUCUCGCUACUUUAAUACUAAAGCUCCGCUGUUUUUGCUUUUCGCGCGAUAGAUAUAUUUUCCUGAAAUUGAAUUACCUCAUCGUUUUUAUUACUACCACGUAAACCAAUCCAAAGGAGUUCGGGACUGUUUUCUCUCCUAAAACCUGUCCGAUAAACGGCAUGUUUAUGAUUUUCGGUCAUUUUGGGAAGUUGCCGUUUCGACGAGGAUCGAGGCGUAAUAACCGCCGUUGAUUUCUGUGUUUAUUUUUCGCGUGGAUUAUUUUUGGCUGCAAACACUUCUGUUUGACUUCGACCUUCACAAAGUAGCCCUACACGGAAGGCUGAAACGAUGCCCGAUUCACCUGCUGAUGUCAAAACCCAGCCCAGGUCGACUCCGCCCACAAUGCCACCUCCACCCCCUGCUGUCAGCCAGGCAGCCAAUCGCACCGCAUCCUUCACGCCCACAACAAUGUUGAAUGGGAGCAGUCACUCUCCGACGGCGCUCAACGGAGCUCCCUCUACGCCCAACGGCUUCAGCAACGGGCCGGCCACCUCCUCCACCGCCUCCCUGCCCACCCAGCAGCUGCCCCCCGCGUGCGGGGCCCGACAGCUCUGUAAGCUCAAGCGAUUUCUCACCACGCUGCAGCAGUUCGGCAACGACAUCUCGCCCGAGAUCGGCGAGCGCGUCCGGAGUCUGGUGCUGGGGCUGGUGAACUCGACUUUAACCAUCGAAGAGUUUCACUCCAAGCUUCAGGAGGCCACCAACUUUCCCCUGCGGCCCUUUGUCAUUCCAUUCCUAAAGGCUAACCUGCCUCUCCUGCAGAGAGAGCUUCUUCACUGCGCCCGGAUGGCCAAGCAGACCCCAGCGCAGUAUCUGGCCCAGCACGAACAGCUGCUGCUGGAUGCCAACGCCAGCUCGCCCCUGGACUCCUCCGAGAUCAUGCUGGAACUCAACGAGCACGGCAAGAGACGCACGCCGGACAGGACCAAAGACGGCGCAGGUGACAGAGACGGUCUGCACGUGGAACAUCUGGCCAAACGGCCGUGCACGGUGAGCCCCAGUCAACGCUUCAGCCCCAGCAGCGGCCUGCCGGCUCACCCCCCACCCAACGGUCUGUCCUCGCACCAACCCAACGGCCUGCCGCAUCCCAACCCUCCGGCCCCGCAGCAUUACCGGCUGGAGGACAUGGCCCUGGCGCACCACUACAGAGACGCUUACAGACACGCCGAGCACAGGGAAGCUCGGGACCGCCACAGACAGACAGCGGUGCACGGAACACGUCAAGAGGAAGUGAUUGACCAUCGGCUUACGGACCGCGAGUGGGCCGAGGAAUGGAAACAUCUGGAUAACCUGUUGAACUGCAUCAUGGACAUGGUGGAGAAGACGCGGCGUUCUCUCACCGUGCUGCGACGCUGCCAAGAGGCCGACCGUGAGGAGAUGAACCACUGGAUCCGCCGCUAUAGCGACGUGGAGGAUAUGAAAAAAGGUGGGAGCUCCGCCCAGCGGCCUCCUCCUCUUCCUCCCCACCACAACUCUUCCUCCUCCAACACUCCUAACAGCAGCGACACGCAGCCGCUAGAUAUCCACAGAGAUUUCCUUCACCGGCCGGCUUCAGGGUACCUCCCCGAGGAGAUCUGGAGGAAGGCGGGUGCCACGAGUAUCCAACUCACACCUGCACUAAAGCAACUACAAAACAAGCAGGAAGAAGCGGUGAACGAGGUCAAGAGGCAGGCCAUGUCUGAGCUGCAAAAGGCUGUGUCGGAUGCCGAGAGGAAAGCGCACGAGAUGAUCUCCGCCGAGCGUUCCAAGAUGGAAAGAGCGUUGGCCGAAGCCAAGAGACAGGCUUCAGAGGACGCGCUGACCGUCAUCAACCAACAAGAGGACUCUAGUGAAAGCUGCUGGAACUGCGGUCGCAAGGCCAGCGAGACGUGCAGCGGGUGCAACACAGCACGCUACUGCGGCUCAUUCUGCCAGCACAAGGAUUGGGAGAAGCACCAUCACUUAUGCGGCCAAGGCCUGCAGGGUCUCCCCGGCAACAGCAGUGUCCCACUCGGGACGCCUUGCACCACCUUGUCCAGCGCUCCUCCAACUCACUCCGAGAGCGCCCCGCCGGGACCGCAUUCUCUGGUCGGGCAAACCAGCGGCAGUCCCAAGGAAGCGAGUUCCAGCAACGUCUCCCGCUCGACCACGCCGGCCACGCCUGCCCUGAUGGAUUCCUCGUCCCGUUGACUGAACCUGACCCGCCCAGCCACGUCUACUGCUGCUAUGGCAUCCUUCAUACGAAACAAGCCGAGGAACGUCUAUCAUACUUAGCCCUUCCCUCGACACAUCGACCUGGCGUAUUUAAGCUUUCUCCAUCUCUAAAAAGACUCAAGACUUUUAACAAACCGUUGCUCACAAUGAGAUCUCUUGUGAUAAGUUCAACACAAGCAGGGUCUGUUUUAUCGGAUGCCACCAAUAGUCACAUUUUAUUAGCGCAUAAGGCACUGACAGUUUUCGACACGGCCUCCAUAACAUGCCCUUUAAGUGAGGAAUGCUCUGUGGUCAUGGGGCGGCACUGUGUUGUGAACACUUCCCAACGUGGGAUUUUUGGAAAGGACUAUAGCACGUGGUUUGGAUUCCUCCGAACGAACUGACAGGCAGCUGUCGACAUCACUGUGGAACGAGAGCACGCCGCCCCUCAGAAACUCUUCCAACGCAGAGCUACUUCCUCCCGUUAUUUGCAGCAUUUUUGGCUUUAAACACAACGAAAGAAAAAUCCAAACUAAAAACGCAAUGAUGAGAAAAGCAUUAAACCUGUUAACUACCUUGCUAGCGAGCCAAGAAAACUUACACCAGACUCACCUCUCUGUACUGACGUGAUCCCAAAUGAAUUUUAAAUGUAAAAAAACAAAACGUGAUCCAAACCUUUUUAUUACACUGCCAAAGUUACGAAGAAGCACUCAUCUUGUAACCAAACGCAAACGACUUCACCUCUUCAGCAGUUGAGCCAGUUUUACAGGCCGCGGUGACCGGACCCUCGAACCCUGAACUCAAGCGCGGAUCCGACGCAGGAGGAUCGCAGCCUGAACGUUGAAAACGGCGUGAGAACAGAAGAGGCACGGAUGAGUACACGUAAAGGCUUAGAACGGCAACAAAGCUGCCGUUAACCUCAACGGAUCGUACACUAAGAAGUUUGGUUUUCCUAAAGCUCUCCGACUGCUGAGACGUUUCAUUUCGUCGUACGACGUUCCCUCUUUUUCCAAAGCAUGACGAGACUCUCGCGAGACGGCCAUAGACUCGGUUCUCUUUUCUGUCGCUUUCUCUACCUCCCGCCAUGUCGUGUAUCGCUUUUGUCUCCUCCGAGCAGAUAUUCGUGAAGGGAUCAAACAUCGCCUGUAGAUAUUUCUUUCUGUUUCUGGAUGUCUCUGUCUUCGAUAUCUGCUUGUUUGUGCGUGCUCCAGUAGAGGAGCGCUACUCUUUCACUUGUCUUCUUUUAGGUUUUCGCUAAGCAUCGGACAAAAAAAGGAAGAGAAGCUGUGUUGUACCUAACGUUGGAUUUGUUGUAUCGCAGAAUCCUCAUGUAGAAUAGUUUAUAUCGCUCGCAUUGUAAGACAGUGAGAGAGUGGAGGUGCAAUAUGAAAAGAGAAUUCAGCUACUGAAUGGAACCUCAAAAACGGCCCUUAGGGUACCAUAUUAAUAUAAAUAUACAUAAUAUAAAUAUAUCUGAAAUUACCACAGUAAAUUAAUGUGAAUGUACAUAGUAUUUAAAAAAAGAAGAGGUCCAAAAAUGAGUUUGCCAAAUAACAGAAACCUUUAAAAGUAUAAUGUCUAGACUUUGAUUUCUCUCCAUCUAAACUUUUCUGUCUGAAUCGAAGCAGUUGUAACUACAGUGUGCAUUUUGCGAAUCCUGUGUAGUGGGCGCGAUCCGGAUUAGCGGACGAGACGUUCACAUUACCGGUGAUCUGGAUUGCUGCCCCUGCGGUGUUUUGUAGCGACACUUACCCAGCUCGGCCCUGUUCCCAGACUCAAGAACUGGCUUGUACAAAAUGUCACCACAGUGGUCCAACACAUCAUUUGCACACGCAAACAACAACCUAAACCGUAGAAUGUCGGCGGUCCAACAGUCUAAAACCAGAAUAAAGCUAACACUUUGAUUUGUGCACGUACUUCUCAUUUGGCCAUCUCGAGUGUGUACAUAAGAGUAGCUUACGAAAUCCCCAUGUGCCCUUCAAAGUGAGUGACACGCCAGUUCGUAUGGGUCAGUUACGAAUUUCAACUUGCUACUAUAUAUGAAUCUGAUAUUUUGCGUCCUGAACGCAUGACGCACCUCUGAUAUGGACCAAACUUUAAACACAAAUUGCUCGUUGUAUCAUGAAGAUGUUCGAUGCUCACUGAGGUUGGAUUUCUAAAGUAAUGUUUGAAAAUAACAGCUACACAAGACCUCGCAGUUCGUCUCAUUCUCUCUCCCCGCAUUUUGAUGAGUUUACCCAUCCUCUUUUUCCACUAACUACCUCCUGUGAACUAGUCCACGAGAGCCUGACGUGCUCGGAGAAUGACAUCACUAGAAGACAUGCAAACCCAGACAAACCAUCCUAAACUCACGCAGAUCAUUCAAAAAACACCCACAUCUUACACAUCCAUCUAUACAGGGGUAUUUAAACACAUCGUUCCAACCGAUCAGAUGUUUUCAAACAUCGGUGAUCAAGCACACAAACGCAAAUACUUUAUGAAGCGCAAUCCAGAUGUGCGAUUGUGCAUACUUUAACUUUCUUUCGAGUUUCCUUCGCAUGUUUGUGCUAUGAGAUCAGAUGUGUUAUUAUUCAAGGCUAGAGCUGUAAACACGAGGCAAGAUUCAAUUGAAAAAUUGCUUUAUAAGGAAGACUCGCUAUAUACGCAGAUCUCGGGUAACAAAAGCUUCGUGUUUGCACACGUUCGCAGAGCAUGUUUUUCUCCCUGUGAGUUUUGUUUUAAGUGGUGACAUAAACAUAUUUCAUAUAAUGAAUAUCCAAAAUGACGAAAAGCACAGACCAAAGCAGAACCGCACAUUCACAGAUCCAUCACAGAAGCUGUCUGAACAGAUUGUGGCGUACUGAAAUCAGUUGUCGACUAUGCCCAUAAACCAAAGCAUACAACAUAACUAUGUUCAAAGCACAAGAUGAUAGCAAACACAUAAGAAACAGAGUUGUAUCAUUAAUCCAAGCCAGGAGUGAGCUUGAACAUGUAAAUCCAAAGCAUCAGAUACGACUACAAUUGCUUGUAACAUUUAAGCCGGCCUCAACGAUUUCAUCGUGCGAAUGACUUAAUGCGUUCGCUUACUAUUCAUGAUUUUGCUAGAGAACUUACUUGAAUCUCAUGAGCUUUAAAACAACACCAUUGGCAAAGUCAUUGCACAGAAAGUCCUUUUGCAUGUCUGCUAGUAAAGACUUUAAAUAUUUGGCCGUUCCGUUUCUAACCAAAAUCAAACCAAAUAGGAGAAAUUGUGGAUGUCACUGUGUACUGUAUCUGAGGUUCUUUGGCCAUCAUUCUCCAAGCACAUCUGCGGGUCUCUGGAUUCGGUCAUUUGGUCACGUCGCUGGACACCUGUUGGACAGCCGCUACGUUCAUUACAUGACACCGUGGGAGAGAGAAAGAAAACAUCUUUCACAUCCACAAACACACUGACUGGUCAUGGGUAAAAUGUGUCUCGGCUGUAGUUACGAUCUGUUCCGCUCAGAAGCUUUGCUGAAAAUAAUAUGAAGUCAUGAUGAAGGUUGUGUUGGUCUACUUAGGUGGUUUUGUGCACUUGUCGACUGGUUAUGCUGGGAGAUCAGCCGAACCAUUCUAAACCACUGAAGACCAGCAAACCUAAGCAGUUGUUUAAUCAAAUAUUGUUCAUCUUCUGUUGUAGUUUAUGAAUAUUAAAGCUGUAGCAUAAGUGUAAAGUUAAAAAUUCAUUUUAGGGACCGCAGUAAAAAACUCCAGUUGGACUGAAAAUGGCGAACACACAAUAAAUGCCAAGAGAGAACAAUUUCUCGAAGACAAAGACUUGGUUCGAUGCAUUUCGGCAAACAUUAUAUACUGUACUGUGCAAUACAUCAUUACAGGCAAAGGCAUUGUUUCUGUAGGAAAGGUUGGUUUGCUGAAGAAAAUGUUGAUUCGUUUUUCUCUUUUAAAGUCCUGUUAUCAUUCUAGAUGAUGUGUACUGUGCCAGGAGAGUUUUAUUUAUUUCUUGCAUGCUCUUUAAACCUCUUUUGCAAUGCCCCUCACCCUCUUACUGUGCGCAUUGUUGGUCAUGUGACGCUGUAAACAUUCUGAAUCAGGUUAUUGUCUGUGUUGAGAUACGUAUCUGUGUAAUUAAAAAGACAGUGAAAUAUAA
Molecule: messenger RNA, 7247 nt
Organism: Triplophysa dalaica
Lineage: Eukaryota; Metazoa; Chordata; Actinopteri; Cypriniformes; Nemacheilidae
Gene: cbfa2t3
Product: CBFA2/RUNX1 partner transcriptional co-repressor 3
Exons: 12
Coding region: 1259-3139 (626 amino acids)
Biological process (GO): negative regulation of DNA-templated transcription; DNA-templated transcription
Cellular component (GO): nucleus
Molecular function (GO): transcription corepressor activity
Source: RefSeq, a predicted model, not a curated record